AUGCACUUCUCUCAUAUGAUUAUUUUUCAGUAUGGUAUCAUAGAGCCUCACAUCUCGCAGGGCCCAUGUCAUCGAACUGGUGGAGCAGGGGAAGCUCAAGUUUCCGGACUGGUGGACGCCGUCCCCGACCUUGUGUCUUGCCAUGCCUUUGAGUACAGCUCACUGCUGUGCAGUGCUGAGUGGUGUGAGCUGGGCUGUGUGACAUGUUCAACUGUGCAUGCCACGAGGCAAGUGGUGGUGGAUCAGGAGGUGACUAUGAAGCUCACACCGGCGGGCUUCAUUCGGAAUUACUCGAAGAAAGCCUACAAGGAGAAGUACGGCCGUGAAGGCACCGAAGAUGGGCUUCAGCUCCAGGACGUCAAGCUUCCGGACGGUGAAACCUGCCAGUGCUUCAAGGUGUGGAUGGGGCCCAAAGACGUUUGGGACGAGUCCAUCUCGCAGGAGACGACUGUGAGGAUCACCCCGGACCAGCAGUCCAGCAGAUACAAGCAGAGGGCCAAGCGAGCGAUCUUGGAUACUUAUCCAAUGGACUGCCCCUUGGAGAAGGCUCCUAGGAUUCUGGAGCCAGACCGUGGCUCCAUGGUCGCUCCGCUCCUUCGUGGUCCAUCAAGUGUGCUGCCAGGGUUUGCUCCUUCCCAAGCAGCUGGGCCAUCAAGUGGUGGCGGUGCUGGUGCUGUUGCUUCGGACAAUCCGCCUGCGAGCGUGCGCAUUGGACUUUCUGAUGACGAGGAUGAUGAGGCUGAGAUGCUGGGGAUUCAAGGCGAGAAGAAGAAGCGCAAGAGUGAUGCCAAAAAGGUCUCAGAGUCCGAGAAGCUUCUCAAGGAAUUUGGCGACCUGGACACGGAAUUCCGCAACCUUUUGGCGGAGUUGAGAUCUUUCCCGCCAACCUUGCCGGACAAGUUCGGCUACAGCCUAGGCAAGGUGGACAGGGCCGCCACCAAGCUGCUUGGGAACCUGAAGAAGGCCAACGCCUUCGAGAGUCUCCCUUCCUUGAAUACCAUGAUUGAUCAGAUUGCUUCGACGAGAGAUCUCAUCAAAGUCUCGGGCAACUUCUUUUCCGGAAAGUCAGGAAUGAACAAGAAGCACGAAGAGCCCUUCUACAACCUGUUCAAGAAGGUCCAGGCAGCCCACCCACUGGUGAUUGCAUCCUUCAACCCCCUGCUGGAAACCCGUUUCAUCGAGGUGGGCUACAGUCGUGACAUGAAGAGCAGUGAUUGGCCAUCAGUUGCAGGCUAUGUGGCCCUCCAGAAGCAGAUCGAGGUGCAUGGUGGAGACGAGGAGGCUGGCGAGAAGGGCUCAAUCGCGUUGGCUGAGAAGCUCGUGUCCUACCUGGUUGAGGAGUUGCCCAAGUGCGAGGAGGCUGGCGGGGAGCCGGACCUUGUGUUGGACUACGUGAAGAAGAAAUUCCUGGAGGCCACAGAGGAAAUCCUGAACAAGAAUCCGGGUGAGAAGGUUUCGGAGGCUUUCAAUCGACUUCGUAUGCUCAUGCUCCUCAAUUCGGACGGGGAAAGCACCAUGGAUGAGACGAUGAAGUAUGUUGAGGAUUCAUCGAAGCCUGUGGUGCGUGUGUUCCUCAGCGCCCAGUUCGGCAAGAAGUUCGUGGAGCUUGGACAGGAGGCAAAUCAUGGAAUGCAGGCACGGGCAAUGAUCAACGUUUCCAUCCACAGCUCCACGCAAGAGAUUUUUGGGCUCGCGACCCUUGCGGAGUGGGAGGAGUACAAGCGCAGCCCCAACCAACACCACGCCGAGGCUCUGAACUCCUCGAGCUUCUUUGACAGCCUGGCGGGGAUGUGUGCGAAGGUUGUCAGUCUGGUCAGCGAGCAGUCGGACGAAUUCCUGCAGCAAACGAACACAGUCCAGAUGUUGAGAGAUUUGACCGCUUUGUUGGGGGAAGCGGUGAGUACGAUCCUGGCCUCCUUCCGGGAGAAGAUGGCUACUUGCUGCGUCGCCAUCCUCAGCGACCAUCCUUUGGACAUUAUGCAGGAAUGCUGGGUGUUUCCGAUGGGCCCCGACUUCGUGAUGUUCGGCAAGCUUCACACCAGCGGCUACGAGAAGCUGCAGCGACUUUGCUGUCGAUGCCAGGGCGUCAAGUUUCCGAGCAACGACCUGCACGCCAUAACUUCCUUUGCCAACUUGCUCCACGGUUUGCAUGACGUCUUGGAGCCCACCAAUGCCCAGGACCAGACUUUCGUCGCUUGGCAAGAGGGUGUGCCGGACUUUGUGGUGCAAGCCACGAGCGAGAAGACGCGAGCAAUUGGCCUGGCCUUCCAGAAGUUCUGUGAGAAGGUGGAUGCCAUGCCGAGUCGAAGCUUCCAGGGACUGGAUGGCAUGCCAAAAAAUGCCGAUGAUGUUGUCCGCAAGUGCAAGGACGUUCAAAAGUCCCUUCUCCCCGAGAUCUUCACCGCCAUGACGGAGCACUUCCACUCCGUGAACUUGGAGAUGCAGGACUGGUUCGUCGAGGCCGUGCGCCCGGGUGCUGUGAUCCCGGAGGCCCAGGUCGACAAGCGUGAAGUUCUCAACAAGGCCGCCACCUUCGACCUCCCGAGCGAGGAGUUCAGCUGCUUGUCAGGGAUGUCCGAGACCCUGAAGCGCAGCAAGAUCGACGUGGAGGCAUCCACAAAGGGCUGUGCCCAGGCCUUUGCGAGAACCACGGUGCUGGUGUAUGCGUGCAGCUUCAGGUAUGCUUGCAUGACCAAGAACUGGCAAGACGAGAAUAAGCCGACGCACGACGAAAUCGCGGAUUUUAUCGAGGUCUUUGAGAAGGACCUCCAUCAGAUCGUGAACGGCCUCCUCCAGUUCCAGAAAACGGCCAGCUCUGAGGACGCUUCGAUGCUGAUCAAGCAGGUGGAGAGCAUCGUGAUCCCAACCGUGACCAUGAUCCUGAAGCACCACGAGAGCCUGAUGAAUGAGUCCAUCAAUGCUUUGCCUUCGCAGUACGAGGUGUGGCUCUCCAACAGGAGCAUUCAGAAGAUCAAGAGUGCGAUGUUGAACCGAGAGAAACACUCCCAGAUUUGCGGCAAAUUGGACUCCCUCGCCAGGGUGUCAGGUGUGCUCCAGAAAAGCCUUGACAGCUUGUCUGCCUUCGGGGUGUGUCCCCAAACGGACUUGUCCCGCUUCCGCACCACGCUGCAGAACCUGAAGUCCUUGAAGACGUACAGCGCAACAGUGCACGGAGUGAACUUGGUCUUGUUUCGCUUGCCCAAGGAGAGUCAAAACCGGAACAAGGCUGCUUUGGUGAGAGAGUAG
Messenger RNA from Symbiodinium sp. CCMP2592, 3246 nucleotides. NCBI's taxonomy places the organism in Eukaryota, Dinophyceae, Suessiales, Symbiodiniaceae. The record is from the annotation of a GenBank genome assembly.